CGUUAUAAGUGAUUGUACUUUACAAGAGGAACAAGGGACGAUAUCUAUAUUUAGAAACAUGGUUACGAAAUGUUAAACGUGUUGUUUUUCGGCUAUACGAUAUAUAUCGCGAUAGUAAAUUUCUGUAAUCUGACAGGAAGCUGUUGCGCCUGACUCGACGAGUAAAAUCUGUCUCAUUGUUAUUCCGAAUACGCGUGGUAGAGUGAACCGCGCGCGCCAUAAGACCCAUUGUAUCGUGCAUUGUAUUGUGCUCCGCGAGUGACAAGCAACGCACAGUGCUCCGAAAUAUUUCUGUGAUCGAUGGUCGCUCGACUAAACGUAUAGCUUCGUAGACGUACGUAGAAUAUCUAUGGACGGAGUUGUAUGCGAUCACGCAGAUCCAUUUGACACCUGCCGAAUUACGUAGGGCAUGGCAAGUUCAUGCUUCAGUGAUGUGGACGAAUAUGGUUUUGAACGACCACACGAUUUCGAUUAUGAAACUUAUGAAGAUUUUAUGUCAGAGUACCUUAAGGUUCUCGCAAAAAUGGCCAAGAAAUGGGCAAAAAUUAUUGGCGAAGGAAAAUCGUUACAGCGAAGCAUUACUAUAAAGAAAUAUGUUCGUAAAGGCAUUCCAGGAGAACAUAGAGGAUUGGUAUGGCUCGCUGUGAGUGGCGGGGAAGAAAUAAAAAACGUGUCGCCGGAACUCUAUCAAAAAUUAUUACAAGGUCCGCAUAAUACAGAAAUUGCUGAAAUUAUAAAAACUGAUCUCCCAAGGACGUUUCCAGAUAAUAUAUUCUUUAAUAAUACAGAGAAUCAGCAGCAUCAAUUAUACAAUGUAUUGUUGGCUUUUGCUCAUCAAAAUAAAACUGUUGGAUAUUGUCAGGGUUUAAAUUAUAUAGCAGGUUUACUUUUACUUGUAACAAAAAGCGAAGAAACAGCAUUUUGGUUAUUAAAAGUGUUAAUUGACAAAAUCUUACCAGAUUAUUACACGCGCACUAUGGAUGGUUUACUUACUGAUAUUGAUGUGCUUGCAGAAUUAGUAAGGAUAAAAAUGCCUGAUGUUUAUCAACAUGUAACAAACUUAGGGUUGCCUUGGGCAGUAAUUACAACAAAGUGGUUUGUGUGCUUAUUCGCAGAAGUCUUACCUAUAGAGACUACUCUACGUAUUUGGGACUGCCUCUUUUAUGAGGGUACCAAGAUUAUCUUUCGUGUUGCAUUAACACUUAUAAAAAGGAACCGAUCUAAUCUGUUAGCUUGCCAAGAUUUUACAACAUUAGCUGAAUGUUUCAAGGAAAUUACAAAAGACAGUAUUGUUUUACGAUGUCACGAAUUUAUGCAGAGUAUUUUUAAAGUACCUGGAUCACUGCCUGGUAAUACAAUAACAAAAUUAAGAACAAAAGUAACGCAACAACGUAUAGAACAAAAGCAAGAUAAGCUAGGACGAUAGUAUUAUUGACCGAUUUUUUCACAUACACCGAAAUAUUCUAGUCAUUAUUCAUUUGCAUCUUUUGCAAAAUGAAUGCGUGUAAAAUUGUAUUAUAUAUAUUUUGUUAUUGCAUAAUUA
This is a messenger RNA of Camponotus floridanus (Florida carpenter ant), 1543 nucleotides long. Its product is annotated as growth hormone-regulated TBC protein 1-A. The transcript has 7 exons. The record is from RefSeq and is a predicted model, not a curated record. Lineage: Eukaryota; Metazoa; Arthropoda; Insecta; Hymenoptera; Formicidae. The coding region runs from base 410 to 1426 and encodes 338 amino acids.